Ipomoea triloba (trilobed morning glory) is the source of this 1020-nucleotide messenger RNA. RefSeq lists its product as uncharacterized. The transcript has a single exon. The record is from RefSeq and is a predicted model, not a curated record. Bases 1 to 1020 code for a protein of 339 amino acids. NCBI's taxonomy places the organism in Eukaryota, Viridiplantae, Streptophyta, Magnoliopsida, Solanales, Convolvulaceae.
AUGACAGCACGUUGGGCGGACAUGGUCUUGGAGGAUGAGGCUGUCGGCUUUGAGCCUGUUGGUGAUACGGUUGGAGUUAUUCAGACGGAGGGCGUGCAGUCUUGGACGGUGGUAAGACGCUUCUUGACCGAAAAGCUGAUCAAGAUUGAGUAUAUGCGCCAAGUAAUGGCAUUGGUUUGGCAGCCGGUUAGAGGCGUUCAAGUGUCGGAGCUACAGCCCAAUCUGUUCCUCUUUGUUUUCUUCCAUGAAUCAGACAUGCAUCAUGUUCUACAAGAAGGCCCUUGGUCAUUUGAAAACCACACGCUAAUCUGUCGGCAGGUGCAAGAUGGCGUCCUCCCGGGGGAUGUCGUACUCGAUGCAGUUGACAUGUGGGUUCAAGUUCAUGACCUACCCCUUGGCUACACAUCUGAUGAAGUCCUAGAGCAGGUUGGGAACUUCUUGGGUUCGUUUGUUCGCUGUGAUGAUAGGUUUGCGGGGACUCCCUGGCGAUCGUUCUAUAGAGUGCGGGUUGCUAUUCCAGUUGCGCGUCCGAUCAAAAGACGCAUGCGACUGGUGAAGAGAGACAAGCAGUGCUGUUGGGUUACUUUCAAGUACGAGAGGCUACAUACUUUCUGCUUCUUCUGCGGAUUCCUCGGCCACUCGCAUAAAUUUUGUUUGAGAGCGCGAGAGUCGGGGCUGCCUCUGGAUCAGUACCCGUAUGGUGCUGACCUACGUGCUGGAGGUGGAAGAGGGACGAGAGCGGUGGGCGAUCCAUGGCUGGUGCCGUUAGGAGGCUCGCCACGAGCAGCGGACUCGCCGGCGGUGUCGGCCAGUGAGAAUUGUGGCGGGAGGGGUGCACCGCAGCAGUCCAGUAAACAGAUUGAGGAACGCGGCAUUGUUGCGGUGUCAAAGCGCUGCCUUGAAGGGAGCGGGCCCGGUAGUAGGCGGUCGGGCAGUGGCAAUGGUGACGUUACCAUGACUGAGGUUUCAAAAAACUUGCAUAUGGCGGGUACUGGUUCCCAGUCCCGCCCGUCAUCAUGA